This is a messenger RNA of Nicrophorus vespilloides, 1470 nucleotides long. Its product is annotated as acetylcholinesterase-like. The record is from RefSeq and is a predicted model, not a curated record. The coding region runs from base 217 to 1470 and encodes 417 amino acids. Gene Ontology annotation, molecular function: acetylcholinesterase activity. Gene Ontology annotation, cellular component: plasma membrane. The transcript has 3 exons. NCBI's taxonomy places the organism in Eukaryota, Metazoa, Arthropoda, Insecta, Coleoptera, Silphidae. Gene Ontology annotation, biological process: choline metabolic process; acetylcholine catabolic process in synaptic cleft.
UCCGUGAACCCGCGCGCGUUUUAUCGGCGUGUCCGCCACGUGAGUGCCAUGACGAAGUAGUAGGUGAUCAGAAGAAGUUCAUCGCGAAAAGCAAAUAUUAAUAAAGAAAAAUAAAGAAGAAAAUAUCAUAAAGCGAGUCAUAUAAACAGUAUAAACAAAUUGAAUUGAAGACUAGGAAGUUGUUACAAAAUAAAAACAAAGUUGAUUGUCGUCACCAUGGAAUUGUCGAUGUUUAUGUUGUUGGUGAUCUGCGGAUCGAUCCGUGGAUACUCCUGGCCCGGAGACGAAACUACGACGAGGCCAUCCCCGAAGGAUUUCCACUUCGAUCCUCUGGUUGUGGAAACCACGAGCGGUUUGGUGCGAGGCUUCUCGAAGACGGUCUUAGGCAGGGAAGUGCAUGUCUUCACCGGAAUUCCCUUCGCUAAACCACCUAUCGAACAGCUCCGUUUCCGGAGACCGGUCAAGAUUGACCCUUGGCACGGAAUCCUGGAUGCCACGAAGUUACCCAAUUCCUGUUACCAAGAGCGUUACGAGUACUUCCCCGGGUUUGAAGGCGAAGAGAUGUGGAACCCGAACACGAAAAUAUCGGAGGACUGCCUUUACUUGAACAUCUGGGUGCCGCAACGUCUGAGGAUCAGGCAUCACGCUGAUAAACCUGUGCACGAAAGGCCUAAAGUGCCGGUGCUGAUCUGGAUUUACGGAGGCGGUUACAUGAGCGGAACUUCUACUUUGGAUAUUUACGAUGCCGAUAUUGUUGCGGCUACGAGUGAUGUUAUCGUUGCUUCCAUGCAGUAUCGAGUUGGAUCCUUCGGUUUCUUGUAUCUUAACAAGUAUUUUGGACACGGAAGCGAGGAGACACCUGGUAACAUGGGAUUGUGGGAUCAGGCUUUGGCUAUACGUUGGAUCAAAGAGAAUGCCGCUGCUUUUGGCGGAGAUCCUGAUCUGAUUACGCUGUUUGGGGAGUCCGCUGGCGGCGGUUCGGUCAGCAUCCAUCUGUUGAGCCCUGUGACCAAGGGAUUGGCGAAGCGGGGUAUCCUACAGUCCGGAACGAUGAACGUGCCCUGGAGCUACAUGACCGGUGAACGCGCCCAGCAGAUCGGCGAGGUUCUCGUCCAGGAUUGCGGCUGCAACGUGACCUUGCUCGCAUCCAAACCGCAGCAGGUUAUGGACUGCAUGAGAGCUGUAGAUGCUAAGACCAUCUCUUUGCAACAGUGGAACUCUUAUUCCGGUAUCCUCGGCUUUCCAUCCACACCUACUAUUGAUGGCGUCUUCCUCACCAAACAUCCUAUGGACAUGCUGCGCGAAGGCGACUACGAAGAUAUGGAAAUCCUCCUAGGAAGCAACCAAGACGAAGGUAAUAUUCCUCAUUCAUCCAAAUCACUAAUAUUCACUUCUUUGGAAAUUGUGAAAAAGAGAUUUUUUUUUUUUAAUUUAUUGCACAAAACUUUAAUUCUGAAUAUUAUGGUUUAG